Cariama cristata (Red-legged seriema) is the source of this 1023-nucleotide messenger RNA. Its product is annotated as chromosome unknown open reading frame, human C6orf163. The record is from RefSeq and is a predicted model, not a curated record. Lineage: Eukaryota; Metazoa; Chordata; Aves; Cariamiformes; Cariamidae.
AUGAUUAGAAGUCCCGAUCUGGACUCCUUUGUUUGUUGUGCUGUAUGUUCAAAAACAAUACCACCACCACCUUCCAACGCUACUUUUGAUCGGAUUCAGGAGUAUAAGCCUUUCAGAACACGGUAUUAUACUCAUCGUGAUAUACUGGAGAUUGGAGCAGACAUUCAACGAGAACAACAUGAAAAGAAGGAGGCAGAGAUAUAAGAGCGCAUUGAAAAAAUGAAAACUGAACUUUGGUCUGAGGCUGAAAUGCACAAGGAAGAUGCAGUGGAUAAAGCUCUGAAAGAGGCAGCCGCUAACCACAGUGCAUUUGUACAGGACCUUAAACAAAAACUUGGAAAGGAAUUAAGGGAGGAGGUGAGGAAGGCUGAGGCAGAGAUGCAGUAGUACAUGGAAGAUGAGCGGAAGAGAGAGGCUGAAGCUGCAGAGCAGCACAUGGCUCACAGACUUCAGUGUGCCCAGGAGAAGAUGCAAGCGGUGGCCAAAGCCAGGAAACAGGAGACGGAGGCGGCCCUGAAGGAAGCAGCCAGGCAGCACAGAAAGCACUUAGAACAACUCAAAGAAGAAAGUAUGUUAGCUGAAGAAAGAUAUCAUAAAAGUAUAGAGCAACUAAAAAAGUGUCAUGAGAUUAAUAUUGCCCUGAGUAUCACACAAAAAGAGAAUCAGACUGAGACUGAAAAACAGCUCAAAGAAGCAGAGACCCUACAUCUUGAUGAGCUGGAAAAAGUGAUGGUUAUGCUGAAAGCAGCAGAAGAGCAGGUAAAGACUCUUAUGCAGAAGAUGACAGAUUGGAAGGACAACCUGGAAACUGAAAUACAAGCGACAAGACAAGCCUUUCAAAAGUAUAUUGAUGCCACAUUUCCUAACCUGUCCCCUGGACAAGCAGAUUUUAUUCUGCCAUUCGGAGAAGCAUUUCAGCAGAAGGACGCCCCAGAAGAAGCAGAGGAUGGUGACAAGGAAUAUAAAAGAACUAGUAUUAAAAGUGUGAGAUUCACAGCCAUGGGUAAACAGAACUACAAAUAG